AUGCAUCACAAGGAGUGCGAAACACACGAGGAGUGUGUCGAGGGGACAGAAUGGGGUGACAUUUGGGUCAGUUUAGGUACAAUGUUAUUGUCGGCAGUGUUUGAGAGGGAAAUAAGAGCAAAUGGCGGUAAACCCGUGUAUACAGUGGUGGCCCCGAAGACGUUGCGGCCAAACGCCGAUUACCACAUCUAUGUCUCGUUAUAUGACAUCCCGGCGCCCAUCGAAAUGGUGGCCACUGUUAUCGGUCCGGCACACAGUGUGAGCACAGGUGCCGUUACAUUCAAUACGGCUGAGUCCAAAGUUCUAACCCUAGCGAUCGGCGAUUGGCCCGAAGGCCCAACUCAUGACCCCUUCACCUAUAAGUUGCAGGUGAAGGGAAAGGGCGCCUACUUUACCACAGUCUACGAAAAGCCAGUACAGCAUAACCACAAUAACUCACACCCAAUCCCAACCAAUGAAACCACAUCUGAAGGCUUAUAUUUACUUCUCUGCGAAUUAAUACUUGGCUUUUCACACAGCCAUAAGUAUGUUUGUCUGUUUGGAUACAUAUUUGGGCCUCUCUUUCAUGUCAACUCUCGGCAACACCAGUUGGGUAGCGACCAGUCCAAUUAUAAUACUCCAAUUGAUAUCCAUAUUAAGGACGGUAACGGAAAGCGUGUCAUUGAAUGGACAAAAUUGUAUCCGAAAAACGGUAUCAUUUCUGAAGAGCUGCAACUGUCGGGUCAGCCCGUGUUCGGCAACUGGACUAUCGUUGCCGAAGCGUUGGAACGCAACACAACGAAGGCAUUCACUGUCGCCGACUAUGAGUUGCCCACGUUUAACGUGGAGGUAGUGUUGCCAACGUAUGCGACCAGAAAUCGGUCAGAAGUGACCGCAACUGUUAAAGCAUUUGAUGCCAAUGGGAAGGCUGUUAAGGGGGAUCUCACUUUUGAAGUCACUAGUCUUAAAAGUUCGUUGUAA
This is a messenger RNA of Medioppia subpectinata, 960 nucleotides long. The record is from the annotation of a GenBank genome assembly. Lineage: Eukaryota; Metazoa; Arthropoda; Arachnida; Sarcoptiformes; Oppiidae.